Molecule: messenger RNA, 1588 nt
Organism: Exophiala xenobiotica
Lineage: Eukaryota; Fungi; Ascomycota; Eurotiomycetes; Chaetothyriales; Herpotrichiellaceae
Exons: 2
Coding region: 329-1588 (419 amino acids)
Source: RefSeq, a predicted model, not a curated record
CUCUAUUUCAUCCAUUUUCGCUCAAGAGGUAGCUGGUUUGCACUUGAAGAACAGCGCGCCUUCUUCGAACGGAACAUUUUCAACUCUAUUCCCUUAUCGUCCUCUGCGGAGUCUAAUCCACGCAGGAUGUGGAUAAUCGUGGCCCAAUCCGACGGCGGCGUCCAUACUCUCGAAAUCGAUGACUUGGAGCUUGGUUCGGCAGUCUAUGCAAAAUAUGAGGAUGCUUCGGGUGCAGAGAGCGGAUCGUAUUUUCUGACGUAUGGUGGAAAGCAAUUGACUGACACGGAUGUCCUCGCAUCUCUAAAUAUUCGCGAAGGCGCAACUCUACAUGCUGUCCCUGAAGCAACCUCCAGUCAGACUGUGCCGAACCCUUCUCUCUCUCUCUCUCUCUCUCUCUCUCUCUCUCUCGGAGGUCGAACAACAAAUUAAGAAAUGGCAAGACACAGCGAGAAAGGGGAAUUUUGAUGCCGAUAUGCACAUACUCGACCCUGCAUCCCACCAGGCCUGGCUCCAAUUCCUGGAGAAGGACAUUGUCGACAACUCCGAAUUCUUUCAUUGUCGUGGGUAUUACGACCUUAAUGACCACGGUAUCCCGGUGCAAAGCUCAAGCUCCUUGGCGUACCAGGAGGUAGCCGACUUCAUGAAGCCACUACUUGUGCUCGAGUACGGUGAUUCAUUCUCUGAAUCUGACAACACUCGGGAGAUUUCGCGUGCCUUUGUAUCGUUACGCAAGACUUACCUUAUCAUGUCUCGCGUCCUGGCCGGUUUCAGACACCUUCGCCGAGCCGGCUUCUGCGGCUCUACAUUCAAUGUUCUACUCCUACAACCAGAGAAAGACAUUACGGAGAUCGUUCGAAUUCCAGAGACACUUCUUGCUGAGAUACAACAGGGAGUUCAAGAAGUGCUAGUCCAAAUUUCAGACCAUGGCCUUUCGCCAGAUGGGAUGUAUGUACAGUUGCUUGUGCAUAUUGAGCCGCCAUUAUGCCAAUUCUUGGGGGUGUUGGGACAUGGCCACAAUCCUGGCGCUGCGAGGUCCGGCGACUCGAUCCUGGAACUAUGCAGAUUGGCUUCUAUAUUUGUGGAUCUCGGCCUGGUCUGUUACGUAGGCUCCCACGGACGACGGUUCGAUUUGGAUCACUUGGAGAAUGACUUGCCCGCGAUCACGGUAUCAUCUAGUCACGCGCCAUCGUUCAGCUUCUGCUGCAGAAGAAGUCGCUUGGCUUGUUUGGACAAAUAUCUUGGCGAAAAAGAGGUUUGGACGUUCUCAAGCUCCAUGGAUGGGCAAGCAUCUUGUCACCAGCAAAACCAAAACACAAAGCGGUUAAUGAUUUUGACAACUAUUGAGGAUUUUGCAGACAUAUGGGGACCUGUCUGGGCCGCUAGCUCGGAUCACGGUGUCCCGAAUAGUAUCCAGUACUACCAGCUGGCGAGAGGAGUCAUCUACGCGGACGACCCGGUCAGGAAAUCGCAGUACGAAGGCUCCGUCCGAUGCCAUUGGACCAGUUCAUCCGACUUCCAGAGACGGCGUGAGACGAGUCUACUUCAAGGAGAAACCUGGGGCUCGCUUGCAACCGAUGCCCUCCUUUGA